GAAUAUUCCAUUAAGCAAACUUUAACUGAUCCUCUUGUCAACAACUUCCAUUCAACAGUAGAAUUAUUAUUCCUCUACUGAAACAUUACAAUGGCCACCAUCACUGCUUGCACUUCAACCUCUUCGAUCACACCCACGGCUCUCCUGCCCAAAGGAUCCCUCGUACGUCCUACCGUAGUCGGGUUACCAGCAAUGGCGGCAAGGGUGGGCAAAGUGAGGUGUUCCAUGGAGGGAAAGCCUGCUGUGGAGGAGAGUGGCUCAAAUUUGGGGAUGGGUGCAUCACUGAUUGCGGCGGCAUGUGCUGCAACCAUAUCCAACCCAGCCAUGGCUUUGGUGGAUGAUAGAAUGACCACAGAAGGAACUGGGCUUCCUUUUGGUUUGAGCAACAACUUCCUCGUUUGGAUCAUUUUAGGUGUGUUUGGCUUGAUCUGGUCUCUCUACAUUAUCUACACUUCCACCCUUGAAGAGGAUGAGGAGUCGGGAUUAUCCCUUUAAUCUUUGCGCCUCUUGUGUUUGUUGUAAUGCUUCAUUGAGUACUGUGUAUUUAUGUACUGCUUAAUUACACUCUUAUCAUCUUCCAUUACUCCUUUUUUCUCUCUUUGUAAUUGAUAGUCUUAUACAAUUGAUAUGACAUGUGAAAUCAACAAUCAAUAAUACACCACCUCGUGGUAUCUUAGUGGUAACAAAAUCUUUCAGCCUCAGUCUGUCCCACGCCUAAAUAGGAGGGAGGGGG
Molecule: messenger RNA, 733 nt
Organism: Ilex paraguariensis (yerba mate)
Lineage: Eukaryota; Viridiplantae; Streptophyta; Magnoliopsida; Aquifoliales; Aquifoliaceae
Source: the annotation of a GenBank genome assembly